CGGGUGAGCGCGCGUUUCCGCCGCGAGCGAGCUGUGGUGCGCGCGGCUUGGAAGUGCCGGGCUCCUCUCCCGGGUGUCUCGGGAGUCUCGCGGAGUCAUGAGUGACACCAGGGGCCACCGCGCGCGCCUCAGGCGCUACUCCAAGCUUCCGGUGUGGGUGGUGGAGGAUCACCAGGAGGUUCUGCCUUUCAUAUACCGGGCCAUAGGUUCGAAGCAUCUUCCUGACAGUAAUAUAAGUUUUUUACAUUUUGACUCCCACCCAGACCUCCUUAUUCCUGUGAAUAUGCCAGCAGACACUGUGUUUGAUAAAGAAGCACUCUUUGGAGAACUGAGUAUUGAAAAUUGGAUUAUGCCUGCAGUUUAUGCUGGCCAUUUUUCUCAAGUAAUCUGGCUUCAUCCCAUGUGGGCCCAGCAAAUCAGAGAGGGCAAACACCACUUCUUAGUAGGCAAAGACAUUUCUACCACAACCAUCAGGGUUACAAGCACAGAUUAUUACUUCCUAAGUGAUGGUCUGUUUGUACCUGAAGAUCAGCUAGAGAACCAAAAGCCCUUACAGUUAGAUGUGAUUAUGGUAGAACCUUACAAACUCGGUAGCAGUCAAGAUGACAGUGACUCUGUGUCUUCUACAAAGAAGCCCAAGCUGGCACUGGGAGGUGGUGAGAGCCCUGCCGCAGCUGAUGGGGACGCAGUGACACUAAGAAGUGACCAUGCUUGCCAAGCGCCGUCCUGCUCAUGUUCUGGAAGUCAGCAGAGCCAGCGCGCAGCCAGCGCUGCAGAGAUCCUGGACAUACUGAAGACAGGAGAUGCGUUUGUUUUAGAUAUUGACUUGGAUUUUUUUUCCGUCAAAAACCCCUUCAAAGAAAUGUUCACUCAGGAAGAGUACAAGAUUCUCCAGGAGCUUUACCAGUUUAAAAAGCCCGAUAGUAACCUUUCUGAGGAAGAUUUGGUAGAUGUUGUUGAUGCCCGAACCCAUCAGUUAGAAGAUUUAGAAGCCGUUUUUGCUGAUUUGUGUGACGGUGAUAGUGAAGAAACUGUACGGGGCUGGGCUUCAAACCCUGGAAUGGAAUCACUAGUCCCACUCGUACAGAGUUUGAAAAACCGGAUGGAAGUACCAGACUAUGAAAUGGUCCACCAGGCUGGACUAACCUGCGAUUAUUCAGAACUUCCUCAUCAUAUAAGCACAGAAGAAGAAAUUGAGCAUCUUCUGCAGUCUGUGUAUUGUCUAUUGAAAAGUCUACCAAAACCUACUCUCGUGACGAUUGCAAGGUCGAGUCUGGAUGAUUACUGUCCCCCAGAACAAGUUGACAUGAUUCAGGGAAAGGUCCUGGACAUGCUACACUCACUGUACGGGACCCUGGACACUCACCUGGUGUACUCGGAAGAGUCCCCGCUGAGUUGAGACCGUGCUAGGCUGCUGUGAGUUUUGGCACAGCGAUGGGGCUUUUGUCUGUGGGCUUCCAGAGUGCACUUUUUAUGUUAACUCUCAGUUGGAAUCAGAAGAUAGUUUGAAUCUCCAAGCAAGUAUCAGUGAACAAUACAACACUUGGGAUAGGGGGGUGGGGCCUUGUUUGGUUUUAUUGUUUUUGCUUCAAAUCCAUUACACAGGUUGAUGGAGACUAUCGGUCAUCUUCCUUGCUUCCCAUCGCUGCCUUUAAUUCUGUAAAGGGUUUAUUCCUCUUUCCCCAGCAGGACUUUGGAUUAAAUGAGAUUUAUUUAUUAAUUUAUUCAUUUAGCCAAUGUUUAUUUAGCACUUUCUGUUAAAGACAAGAUGCUCUGGCCUCCUGCAGGAGACACGAGAAGCAAACACUGGCCUGUGAACAGUCUCGGGAACAAGGGAGAACCUCAGGGGAGUCUGGCAUACUGUCAGUUCUUGGCACCUUGGCCUUGUAAGAAAGUAGCAUCCAUGAAAGUCACGUAAAAAGAUCCUUGCCAGUCCGUAACAGUGUUUGCAGCAACUUGCUGGUCUAAGGACGCUGGAACUGUGCCCAUGCUUUUGCUAAUGUUCUCCAGACUUUUUUUUACGCAGAGGGUCUGAUGAGUAAACCUAAUCAAACAAAAUGUUUUGUGGUUGUUCCUUGUAGGUUUUAUUUGUUUUUUUUGUUUUUUUUUAUUCUUUUUGCUUGUUUGUUUUGGGUUUUGGGUUUGUUUUGGAUUGGCUUGGUGUUUGUUUGUUUGUUUGUUUGUUGAUGGGUUGGUUUUGAGUUUCUGAAAUGAGCUUUCUCUAUGUAUCCUUGACAGUCCUGGAACUCUGACCUUGAGCUCAAAAGCUCCGGCUGCCUCUGCCUCCCCAGUGCUGAGACUAAAGGCGUGCACCACCGCCACCCAGCUACUUACAGUGUUUGAUAACUGGAAACGCUUUUUGGGAGGUUUGCCUUGGUGGUCAUUGUGGGCCUCGGGUGGCAUUUAAACACUAAGUGUCAUUGUCUUGGCAGUCAGUCAAGCGGCUAGAACGCUGCUAGGCAGUUAAGAGUAGCACUUGCUACUCUAGCAGAGGACUGGAGUUCAGUUUCCGGUACUCAUAUGGCAGCCUACAACCUCAUAGCUCCAGCAUCCUCUUGUGGCCUCCAGCACCACACACACACACACACACACACACAUACUUGUAUAUACCCACAUAUAAACAUAUAAAUAAAAAUAUUUUUUAAAAAAUCAAGGUCAAUAACUUUUUCUGAUGAACCUACUUUUUUAUGAAAGAAAAUAAGAAAAUGGCAUAUUUGUGACCUGACAUAUAGCCAAGGAUGGCUGCCUUCUCCAGCAUUCUCACAGUGUGACUGAACACAGUAGGUCUCCCUUACGUGAGUGCACAGAGACAACUGAGAAGAGUGAAGAGCGGCUUAUUGCUUGAAGCAGUGAGGAGAGCACUGGGGAUGUAUUUCAUAAUACAUGAAGAAAGGAAGGGAGGAUUUGUGCAAGUUUUUACUGAAAGACCUGUCACUGCAUAGAGAAGAGAGUGGUCUCUGCUACAUGCAUUGGAGAUUGUGCUUCAUAUAGUUAAUGAGCCAAGUUUGCCCUUGGUGACCCAGAGAGUGGCUGCAGACACCACUGUUUACCCGAGUUCCCUCCCACCCAGCUGUGAACAGGACCGUCUUUAUCUUAUGUGGAAGUUAAUUUCUCCGUUUGCCUGUUUUCUGCACUUUGCUCCACUUUCGUUCUGCCUAAUACCUUUAAAGGGUAAGAUGAUGUGUAAAGCGUCCCUCGCUCCUGCUGAGCACAGCAGUUUUCCUCUUCGCAGAUCAUUUUCAGCCUUCUCCUGCACGUGUGCCUGGAGAGCCACAGAGCCAAGGUCAGAGUUACCUCACUGCAGCUAGUACCCCAGGACGCAUUACCCUUGUGGUGCGGUACGCGGAGCCAUAGUCCAUCCCUACAGUGGUCGUGACUUCCUCUGGUGAAUUCUCCUGGCACUGAUGAGAUUUACAAAAUCCAGUACUAUGAAAGCCUGUUGGUGUUGAGGAAACAAAACCACCUGGUUUAGCUUCCCCUCCUGACACCCAAAAGGUUUGUGUUCUUACAAACUCAGAAUUGUAAAAUUGUUUUGUUAAAUUCUGAAAUUUUCCUGUUAAGAAUUCUGUAACUAGACAUUUCUGUGAAUAAAUUAUUCUAU
This is a messenger RNA of Apodemus sylvaticus (European woodmouse), 3601 nucleotides long. It is a transcript of the gene C16H5orf22, whose product is annotated as chromosome 16 C5orf22 homolog. Bases 98 to 1399 code for a protein of 433 amino acids. NCBI's taxonomy places the organism in Eukaryota, Metazoa, Chordata, Mammalia, Rodentia, Muridae. The record is from RefSeq and is a predicted model, not a curated record. The transcript has 9 exons.